GCAUGCGUGUGUGCGUGAGUGCGUGUGUGUGUCUGUUGAAGCCAACUUUGAUAUAUUGAAGGAUGAUAUAUCUUGGAUAUUUCCUCUUUCUUUUUACUGGGCUCACGCGUGUCCUGGCAAGCUACCCGAUAUGGUGGUCUCUAGCGGUGGGCCACCAGUAUACUUCUCUGGGUACCCAGCCCAUCCUGUGCAGCUCCAUCCCUGGCCUCGUGCCCAAACAGCUACGCUUCUGCCGCAACUAUGUGGAAAUCAUGCCCAGCGUAGCAGAAGGUGUGAAGAUCGGCAUUCAAGAGUGCCAGCACCAAUUCCGUGGCCGCAGAUGGAACUGCACGACAAUCAAUGACAACCUGGCCAUCUUCGGACCAGUGCUGGACAAAGCCACUAGAGAAUCAGCAUUUGUCCAUGCAAUAGCCUCUGCGGGAGUAGCAUUCGCUGUGACUCGUGCUUGCGCUGAGGGAUCGGCCAACAUCUGCGGCUGUGACACACGGCGGAAAGGUCUACCGGGCGACGGCUGGAAGUGGGGUGGCUGCAGUGAAGAUGUGGAGUUUGGUAGCAUGGUGUCACGAGAGUUUGCUGAUGCUCGUGAGAACAGGCCAGAUGCUCGCUCUGCUAUGAACCGCCACAACAACGAAGCUGGACGUGUGUCAAUCACUGAUCACAUGUACCUAAAGUGUAAAUGUCAUGGCCUCUCGGGCAGCUGUGAAGUGAAAACCUGCUGGUGGUCGCAGCCAGACUUUCGGGUGAUCGGCGACUACAUGAAGGACAAGUACGACAGUGCAUCAGAAAUGGUGGUGGAAAAACAUCGGGAGUCAAGAGGCUGGGUCGAGACAUUACGACCAAAGUACACCUUCUUCAAGCCCCCAACCGAAACAGACCUUGUCUACUAUGAAACCUCGCCUAACUUCUGUGAACCCAAUUCAGAAACUGGUUCCUUUGGCACUCGUGACCGUGUCUGCAACCUGACUUCACAUGGUAUCGAUGGAUGCGACUUGCUCUGUUGUGGCCGAGGCCACAACACCCGAACUGAGAAACGCAAGGAGAAAUGCCACUGUAUUUUCCACUGGUGCUGCUAUGUGAGCUGCCAGGAGUGUACGCGAGUUUAUGAUGUCCACACAUGCAAGUAA
Messenger RNA from Xyrauchen texanus (razorback sucker), 1124 nucleotides. It is a transcript of the gene wnt3a, whose product is annotated as wingless-type MMTV integration site family, member 3A. The record is from RefSeq and is a predicted model, not a curated record. NCBI's taxonomy places the organism in Eukaryota, Metazoa, Chordata, Actinopteri, Cypriniformes, Catostomidae. Gene Ontology annotation, molecular function: cytokine activity; frizzled binding. The transcript has 4 exons. Bases 63 to 1124 code for a protein of 353 amino acids. Gene Ontology annotation, biological process: canonical Wnt signaling pathway; cell fate commitment; multicellular organism development. Gene Ontology annotation, cellular component: extracellular region.